UUCGUAAAACGAUGGUAUGUUCAGUUCAGUCUCUUCUUCGGUGUGUAGAAAACAUGUGGCGUGAACAGGUUCGUAGUUGUUAACUUUACUUCUGUGCUCGCAUCUAGGUCAUCGAUCAUUGUUAUCUCGGUCAUUUCACCUUAAUUUCCGCUAUCAGGUACCAAUUGAAAAUAUUCCAAAAUGGGUUUCAUACUGAAGACAUGUCUCAUAAGCUUAUUCAUCACGGUUCACCUCGCAAUGGGCCAGCAAAAAUCUCAGAGAGAAUUGAGUGAAAUUAUACUCUCUUGUCAUAAAGAUGAUCCGAGACUGAACGAAUGUCUGACUCAUUCGGCUAAUCACCUGGCAACCCAGUUCAGACGAGGUAUUCCAGAGUUAGGAAUUGGUGAUGUCGAACCUGUAACAAUCGAUGAAAUUCAUCUGUCUCUCGGAUCUGGACCAAAUGGAUAUAGAGCAACUUUCAGAGAUAUCGAAGCCUACGGCGUUAGUAAUCUAACGGUUAAUUCAGUCAGAUCCGAUUUAAACACGAUGCAAUUCCAGUUGAGUUUCACUAUUCCUAAAAUAUCGACCUUAGCUAAAUAUCGAAGUUCCGGUGUUUUAAUCAUGGUUCAAGCUUCCGGCGGUGGAGAUUACUGGGGAGAAUAUGACGGUGUACGAGCCAAAGUCUACAUCAAAGGAAACACCGUUGCUAGAAAUGGGUACAGAUAUCUCGAAUUGGAAGAUUUGAAAAUGGAUUUCAGCGUACAAGAUAUUCAAAUGGGUAUUAAAAAUGUUCACAAUGGAAAUACAAUUAUUGAGGCUGCUUUGAACUUAUUCAUCAACUCUAAUUCGCAAGAAUUGUUGAAGGAAAUGAAACCAUCGAUUAAAAAGAAAUUAGUUGCUCAAAUGAGACACUUUGUCAGCAAUCUCUUCUCUCAAGUGCCAGUCGACUAUUGGAUCGAAGAAUGAAAAUUUUUCACCGCGUAUUUUCCAAUCGUGUGAAGAUCUGGUCAAUCAAAAACAGAAAAUCGAUGCAUUUGUAAAAUAACUGUUCAGUUAAUACGACGAGUCUGCGUAAUUAUUUGACUUUCGAUACAACAACCUCUUUCAGAAUUUAUUUAUAAGAGUAGACGUACGUAUUACUGAGCAUUAGAAGAAAAUUUGAAAAAUAUAUAUAUAACUUAUCAUGGAUUUUGAAGAAACUUGUAGUGGGAGACUACUCAGAAAAAUUUAGAACCCCUCAGCUGUUCAGGAGGUUGAGCCAAGGGUCCUAAAAGAAGAGUAAUUUUCGACAAAAUCGUGGUUUUUUGUCACUUUCGGGUAAUAUAACAUGUGCAAUCCCUCGGUCAACUCCGUCAAAAGUUGCGAUUCGAGUUCCUUCCUGAACCUCCCUGCCCCAUUAUUAAAUUCAAAAUUCAAAACCACUUUUAGCCUUUUACCCAGCACUAGGAGAUCGACAGUACUCGAAAAUUUCAAUUUUUAAUCAACUUUAAAGCACUUUUCCGGGAUGAAAAAUUUCUUUUUUGAAAACCUACGCUGGAUUCGUGUUCAGCAGGUCAAAAUACCCAGAUUACCACACUUUUCCCAAUCGUUUUGAUCGAACUGUCCAAAUUCAUUUUUUUUAGCUCGAUUUUUUUUUCCUGGAGCAUCCAUUAAAAUGAGUGGAAAAAUAUGAAUUUGGAAAAUUGGAUCGAAACGAUCGCGAAAAGUGGGGUGAUCAGGGUAUUAUAACCCGCCGAACGCGAAUUCAGCGUUGAUUAUUUAUAAAAAUAAUUUUUAAUAGCGAAAAGUGCUGCAAAAAUGACGGGAAAUUGUAUUUUUUGAGAACUGUCAAUCUCCAACUGCUUGGUAGAGGGCUUAAAGUCGUAUUAAAUUUCGAAUUCAAUGGGUUAAAGAGAUUCAAAAACUUUAAUCGCAACUUCAACUCGAGAGUGGCAAAAAACACCAUUUUUUCGAAAAUGAACCUACUUUGAGGACCCCUGACUUAGUCUUCUGAACAGCUGAGGAGUGGGCUCACAGUUUUUAAGGAUAGUCUUCCACUCGCAUUAAAUUUCUAUCCAAUAUCCGUUCAUAUGUUUAGGCAUACUUUGUAAUUGCUCGUAAGUUUUCGUUUCUGUUAAUUUAGUUUUCGUGCACAACUUUCGAUAAAGCCAAUUAUCAACAAUCGUCACCAAAGCUCGAAUUCCAUGCACAUUGAGUGACAAUUAUUUUAUAAAUCUAAAAAAGCUUCAAUUUUGCCUACGUUUAAAGGCGAAUUUUCGUUAUGUUUUUCGUUUCAUUUAGUUUUACUCAUGUAAAUAAUAUGUAAUAAACUGUACAUAUCGAC
Molecule: messenger RNA, 2302 nt
Organism: Planococcus citri (citrus mealybug)
Lineage: Eukaryota; Metazoa; Arthropoda; Insecta; Hemiptera; Pseudococcidae
Product: protein takeout-like
Exons: 7
Coding region: 181-945 (254 amino acids)
Source: RefSeq, a predicted model, not a curated record